AUGCGCAAUGUGUUAGCGCGAAAGAAGAUAUCACCGGCGCUACAGUUGUGUAUUCAAGCAGUACAAAUCAUUUUGAGUAUCAAAGAGCUGGAAUUAACGGAUGAGACGUUCCAAAACUUCUUGGAUCGUCCAGAUGAGAUUUUAGCGCUCGUUCGUACCCUUGUACCAAACGAUUUAUCUGAAGAUAAACAUGAACAAUUAUGCGGCUUGAUGGAUAAUCAUGACUAUGAUUCGAUUAUAGCAGCGCGCGAGAGUGAAUCUAGUCUCUUCUUAGAUUUCCACUCGAAACUUGUGGAGCUGCGCAACGAGAUGGUGCAAGCGCAUCAGAACAACAAUCGCCUCUUACCGACUACAAGAUUCAUUGUUGGAGUUGAUGGCAGUCGCCAAUCCUACGUUGCCUUUGAGAUCGCAGUGCAAUUGCGGCGGCAAGGGUCAGUGGUAGCUGUGUAUGUGGAUGAAGAAAACGCAGCAAGUCGCCAACUGCCACAAAUUCCCAAGGAAUUUCUCACUGAAGAGGUGAAUACUCAUUGUAAGCGACUCAGGCUUCCUAUCAAUAGUUUCAAAUUAUUGUGUGAAAAGUGUGAAGCCACGACCUUAGUUGCGCAGCACCUUUUAACGAUCGCGGAUCGAGAACACGUUGACUUUCUUGUGGUAGGAGCCCACGGAAUAGGCGGUCCAGCUAUAGAUCAAGUCCAUCACGUUCCGUGGGACAUUUUGUAUUGUGCUGCUAAUACUCCUACUAUUGUCGUUUCUCCGGCUUCUAUCACUUCUGUGAUCAGUAAGCGGUACACUUUCGUAUUGGCCGUGGACAAAUCAACGAUUGCAGCUCGUUGUCUUAACGCCACGCUGAAAUUAAUGCGACCAGUCGAUAUUUUACGAAUCGUUCACUUUUAUGAAAAGCCGAUUGUUGGAGAGUAUGACGCUCAGCCGUUUGAAUGGUACAAAGGCAGCAUCGCAGGAGCUGGGAUAGAAGGCGUAUUGGAUCUUCAACCUUUUGAGCGCACUACUACUGUUGCAGAGAGUUUGCAGGACUAUCUAUCAACUCAUUCUGCCGCGUAUCUAAUUCUUGGUAUCAAUGGAGAAGGUGCUGAAACAUUUUCCAAUUCAGUGUCUGCAGACAACGAGGCCGUUACUGGCAAGAAAAAUGAAGGCAAUCGCAUUGGCCGGCUGGCUUCCGCGAUGCUAUUUUCACCUCGCUGCACAUUGUGUUUCUGUUCGUAA
Messenger RNA from Plasmopara halstedii, 1221 nucleotides. RefSeq names its product UspA. NCBI's taxonomy places the organism in Eukaryota, Oomycota, Peronosporomycetes, Peronosporales, Peronosporaceae. The transcript is spliced from 6 exons. The coding region runs from base 1 to 1221 and encodes 406 amino acids. The record is from RefSeq and is a predicted model, not a curated record.